UUCCUUAUCUCGCAAGAAGGUGGAUACUUAUUAUUCGAGAUAGAUUCCACUGAACUUCAUUCAGUCAAGUCACUUACAACCCAUUGAAGAAAUAUUCCCACAUUUCUGGAGAAUUUUUUCAAGGAACGUUAAAAAUGGAAGGCUUUUUCACAACGAUUGCAAUUCUUCUCGUGGGUCUUGGUUCCGCACUGUCUUGGGGUCCAGGAGGAGUUCCCUUCCAUUAUUCGGACACUUCACUACCUUCCGGCCCCCGUUUGCGACGCCAAUAUCCAGGCGGACCUUAUCAAUACUCGCCUUACACGGAUUACGUGUAUUCAGCCCCCAUAAUUCCACGCGCGUCUGCCUCUGCUCGGGCCAUAGCCUCAUUUCUCGCCGCAGAUGACGUUACCUAUUGUCCACCCAACAAUCCUCGUUGGAACAAGAGACAGUGUCUGAAAAUCGUGCAGGAAACUGUGGGGAACAAGAUCACGACGAAUCUUGAGAAAUAUUUCUUGCCGACGUAUAUUCAACACAACCCCACCGUUGCAGAUGGGCUUGAAGCGUUCCGAGAAGCGCUUAGUCCUGGAGGUCUUUUGUUCGGUCCCAGGGAGCAAAUUGACUUUCGUGCCGUGGGCGCUGAUGGCGACCUGGUUUGGCUGCAUGCUAGGAGAAUUCGACCAAACGGGGAUGUCUUUGCUCAUUUAGACCUGUAUCGAUUCGAAUGUGGGAAAAUCGCGGAACAUUGGGACGUAAUCCAACGCGCCGACGAAAGCGCACCUGCUGAAAAUGACCAUCCUUUCUUUUGAUGUGAAAACGAGUAAUAAUCUGUCUACAAAUGUGAUGUUAGUUGUGACAUAAUAUUUGCAUGAUGAGGCGUUCAUUGAGCUGUUAGUAUAAAAUUUUGUAUUCCGAAAAAAGUUGGUUUGUUGAAUAAAAAAAUGUAAUUCGCGAAUGAUAAAUGUAA
Molecule: messenger RNA, 943 nt
Organism: Folsomia candida
Lineage: Eukaryota; Metazoa; Arthropoda; Collembola; Entomobryomorpha; Isotomidae
Exons: 4
Coding region: 135-785 (216 amino acids)
Source: RefSeq, a predicted model, not a curated record